Messenger RNA from Puntigrus tetrazona (Sumatra barb), 2073 nucleotides. RefSeq names its product armadillo repeat containing 6 (gene armc6). The record is from RefSeq and is a predicted model, not a curated record. Gene Ontology annotation, biological process: hematopoietic progenitor cell differentiation. Lineage: Eukaryota; Metazoa; Chordata; Actinopteri; Cypriniformes; Cyprinidae. Gene Ontology annotation, molecular function: protein binding. Bases 165 to 1568 code for a protein of 467 amino acids. The transcript has 8 exons.
AAACACAAUGCAACGCUUUGCCUUAAUUCGCGAAGCGCUUGCGUUGGUUGAAUUGCGUAGCCUUCACCGCUGUCCUACGCUUACGCUUUUAGCGUACUGCCCACCGUUCUCCAGGGAGCCUUUUAUCGUGAGGGUGCAGGCUGGGUGUUGCAGCUGUCGCAGUCAUGGCCAGACGCAGGAUAACACAGGAGACCUUUGAUGCAGUGGUCAGGGAAAACAUUGAGGAGUUUGACAUGGAGGAAAGUGAGGCUUUGAAGGAGGCCAUUGAGCAGUUUGAAUCUCAGGGCGUGGAUCUCAGCAACAUCGUUAAAGCAGUGCCCAAAGUUUCUUCUGAAGAAAACACCGAGGAUCAGACCCAUGAGGUCCUUCAGGCUUUGGAGUCUCUCAGAGCUGCAGCGUCUUCAUCGUCCGCCUCCGUCCUGGAGGACCUGAGAGUCUUCACCCAGCAGUGCUCCCUCGGCUUCGCUCAGCGGUACCUGGCCGCUCAGAAAGAGGCGUACCCCACCAUCCUCGCCUGCUGCCAGAGAGCCGGCGGAGAGAAGGAGGCCCUUUCCGUGGCCCUGGGCGCGCUCUCGGCGCUGACCGACGGCCAGCCGGACCUGCUGGAGGAGCGCGGGCGGGACUUCCUGAUGGGCGCCCUGAGCGAGCACCGGGCGGACGCCGCCCUCAGCUGCCUGUGCGUCCGGGUCGUGCGGCACUGCUGCCUGAAACACGAGAACAACCGGCAGGAUCUGGUGAAGGCCGGCCUGCUGCCGCUGCUCACCGCCGCCGUCACACGCCACAUCCAGCACCCCGAGGUCGUGAGGGAGGCCUGCGUCGCCCUGAGGGUCAUGACCUUCGACGACGACGUGCGUGUGCCCUUCGGACACGCCCACGAACACGCCAAGAUGAUCGUGCUGGAGCACAACGGACUGAAAGUCAUCGUAGAAGCUGCUAAAGCUCACCCGGAGAACCCGGCGGUGCUCAGCGAGCUCUGUGCCACUCUGUCCCGCCUGGCCGUGAGGAACGAGUUCUGUCAGGACAUCGUGGACCUCGGGGGCCUGAAGUUCAUGAUCACGCUGCUGGCCGACAGCCUGGAUUGUCAGGAGCUGGUGAAGCAGGUGCUCGGCGGGCUGAAGGCCAUCGCGGGAAACGACGACGUCAAAGAUGCCAUUGUGAACGCGGGAGGGGCGGAGCUUAUCGUUAUGGCGAUGAACCGUCACAUGGCCAAUGCGCAGGUGUGUGAGCAGGGAUGUGCAGCGCUCUGUGUCCUCGCUCUACGCAAACCCAACAACUGUAAGGUCAUCAUGGAGUGCGGCGGAGCGCUGGAGGCCCUGCAGGCCAUGAAGACUCAUCCGGCUGAAGUUAAUGUGCAGAAACAGUCGUGCAUGCUGCUGAGGAACCUGGUGGCCCGCACCCGAGACUUCAGCCAGCUGAUCCUGGAGAUGGGGGCCGAGGCGCUGAUCUCGCAGGCUCUGGCGGCUCACAGGGACUGCGGAGACGUGGGUCGAGCCGCUCUCAGAGACCUCGGCUGCCAGGUGGAGCUGCGGGAGCUCUGGACGGGCAAGAAGGGAAGCCUGAGUCACUGAUGGACGCUGCCAAACGUCUGUAAACUCAAAACAAUCACCGUUAAAUGAUACCAUAGCAUGCCAUCAAACAUCUUCCGAAGUGCGUCUGACCUCUUCAUGCAAAGGAUGCAUUGCAGCUUACAGUGUAGAUAUGUUCAGGUUUUUUUUUAGUUUUGUUGUCAUUAUUUAUAGUUUGUAAAUUUUUUUUUUUUAACCCGUGAAUGACCACUGCUUGGUCUGGAUUCAUUUGAGCUGAUGCUGACUAAGAAUCAAGUGUACUUAAUUCAGAAGUGCAUUGCUGGAUUGUCACACUGUGGCCGUUUUACCCUUAAUAACACAUUUAAUCUUAAGAUCAUCACCCUGCCUGUUGUAUGCAGUGCAUUUCAUGCUUACUUUUGACAUUCCAAGGUGUUUAUUUUUUAUUUUAUAAAUGCAAACGCACAAGAUGAGCCAAACAAAGAGUCACAAGUGUUUUCUGUGUUGCAAUAUCAGCUGAAGACCUGAUUAAACCUGCUCUGUACUAGAA